Penicillium taxi is the source of this 1677-nucleotide messenger RNA. RefSeq lists its product as uncharacterized. NCBI's taxonomy places the organism in Eukaryota, Fungi, Ascomycota, Eurotiomycetes, Eurotiales, Aspergillaceae. The record is from RefSeq and is a predicted model, not a curated record. The transcript is spliced from 4 exons. Gene Ontology annotation, molecular function: magnesium ion binding; carboxy-lyase activity; thiamine pyrophosphate binding. The coding region runs from base 1 to 1677 and encodes 558 amino acids.
AUGCAUCUUACCGAGUACCUCUUCCGUCGUCUCCAUCAGAUCAAUAUUCGAUCCAUCUUCGGCGUACCAGGAGACUUCAACCUGACAGCCCUCGACUACAUAGAGCUAUCUGGACUCAAAUGGAUUGGAAAUGUCAAUGAGCUUAAUGCUGGUAUUUCUGCCAUCGUCACUACCUUUGGCGUGGGUGAGCUUUCUGCUAUCAACGCACUUGCUGGUGCUAGUGCAGAGCUUGUCCCCGUCAUCCAUAUUGUGGGACUACCUUCAACCACUGCCAAAGCGAAGAAGCUGCCAUUGCAUCAUACACUUGGAGAUGGUUACUUUGAUCUGUUUAUCGAGAUGAGUGCGCGCAUUUACAGUGCUGUAGCUAUCUUGAAUGACUCCUCUGGAGCGAUUAGAUUGAUUGAUGAAACUAUCAUCCAAUGCUACCAGUCCAGUCAUCCCGUGUAUAUUGGCUUGCCGAUGGAUUUUGUAGGCGUAGAAGUUGAUGCUUCAGCCCUUGAGACCCCUCUCAAUCUCCAACGCAUCAAUUCCAAUCCCCCGGAUCUGGAGAAAGAAGCGGUGAAUGCCAUUCUUGAACGAUUGGACCUAGCCCAGAAUCCAGUCAUCCUGGUUGACAGCUUAGCUGGGAAAUAUGACAGCCUACAAUCAACUCGGGCUUUUGUGAAAGAGUCAGAACUGCCCUGCUAUAUUUUCCCUAUGGCCAAAGGUGUCAUCGAUGAAAGUUUGUCAACCUUCCGUGGCUUAUACUCCGGAGGUGCCUCGGAGGUCGGCGUUCAGCAGCAGAUUCAAUCGAGCGACUUGAUCCUUCUGAUCGGAUCACGAUCUACAGGCAUGAAUACUGGAGGAUUCAAAGACGAUCUGGCAAAUCUUGAUGUCAUCCGAUUUCAGAAAGACGGCAUUGAAAUGAAAAACGUGAAUUUCCCGGGUCUCUGUAUGAAUGGCGUUCUUGAAAAACUAUCGGACCGAAUCUGUUCAUCACGGUCAGACCAUGCCUCUACUCUGUCUAGUGAAAGGUCUUCCUCUUCAGGCGGAGAGAAUGCUCCAUCUAUCUUUGAACUGAGUGAUCCAGGCGAACAUACCCCGUAUGAAAAAUCAGACGUUAACACGCUGUUGACACAAGACUGGACGUGGAAGCGAAUAAGUUCAUGGCUGGAAGAAGACGACAUCAUCGCCAUGGAUGUCGGAACCUCUUUAUUCGGUGCUGUCUGGACUCGACACUCUCGCGGCACCAUUUCUCUGUUCCAGCUGCUAUGGUCCUCCAUUGGAUUUGCAGUAGGUGCAGCAGUCGGUGCGGCCGUAGCAGAGCGCGAUCAGCAAGAAACCAAAAUCUCGUCUCCUCAACGUACCAUUCUCCUCACCGUCAUCUUUAUCGUUUGCAACGAGGGUUAUGCGGUUGAGCGUGCGAUUCAUGGUACGGGCCAAAGCUAUAAUGAUAUCCAGCCUUGGGACUUCAAACUCCUGCCCAUGGUGUUCCAGCCUGAGCCUGGUACUGUAGAGACUUACAGUGUUCGGACGCAGGGUGAGCUUGAAACACUUCUGUCAAACCCGCUGUUUGGGCCAGCUAGUAAUUUCAAUGAGGAUAAGUCCGCACCACUGCGUCUUGUUGAAGUCCACAUGGGGAGAGAUGAUAUACCUCAAUCUAUGGCUGACUGCAUCCGUGGAAUGCAUGGAGGCUGA